GUCUUGCUUGGCUUAAUGGCUUGGGUGUCGUAUGUCUGUGGAUGAAUCCGAUAGAUCCUUAGUACUGUUUAAAUGAAAAAGUUGAUAGCUUCAGUGUCAUUUGCCUUUUUAAUUUUUAUAUUCCAUAAAUUAUUCUAUGAGGACGAACAAUAUACCUUCGAAAAGAGCCACAUACUCAAAGAAGCCCAAACACAUACAGAGGGUGAUGUUGACCAUAAAUUUCAAUUGCCAUUAAAAGUAGUGGGAUUGAUACUGGCUCGUGGCGGUAGCAAGGGUAUACCGAAGAAGAACUUGGCAAGAGUUGGUAACCUGACGUUACUUGGGAGAUCACUGAAAUCCAUAAACGAAUUUGGGCGUUUCGACUCGGUGUGGGUUUCAACCGAUGAUAAAGAAAUAGCAGAAGAGGCCCAGAGAUGGGGAGCCAAAGUGCAUUGGCGGUCAUCUGAAAGUGCAACAGAUACAGCUUCGUCAAUGAUCGGUGUCGAAGACUUCCUCGCUCACCAUGGAGAUGUUGAUGUAAUAGCACUGGUCCAGUGUACGUCUCCUUUUCUGAGCCCAUUGUUUUUAAUGCAAGCUCAUGUAAUGGUGUUGAAUGAUAAAUAUGAUACUGUGUUUGCUGCCACAAGGAGCCAUCAUCUGCGUUGGCAUCAAGACAUUGGUAAGUUUUGCUUUGAAUAUUUCAGAAAAACACAGACACAUGUUCCUUUUUAAUUAUGGAGCUAUUUAGUGUUUUCUUGAAAGAUUGCGUAUGUAAUUAGUUUUCCCAAGACAUGUAUUCUAUUAAAAAAAGUCAGAGUAGAUAUGGCACACUAGUUACUUUAUUAUCUUUCUCUCUGUAUCUCCCCCCUCCCCCCAUUUUUCCUUUCUGCACCUACCACUCCAUCCUCUCUGUCUCCAUCCCUCCCUAUCCCUUUCCCUCUAUUCAGGCUACUAUCUGUGUUUCCCUGGCCUCCUUUUCCACACCCAUAGAGUGGAUUUUGUGACAGUCUAAUGGUCUUCCCUUCUGCAUUAAGAGGAACUCUCUUUAAAUAAUCAGUAUCUAGUAUUUUUAGAUUAUGGUGUGUUAAGUUACAUUC
Schistocerca americana (American grasshopper) is the source of this 1076-nucleotide messenger RNA. RefSeq names its product N-acylneuraminate cytidylyltransferase (gene Csas). The transcript has 4 exons. NCBI's taxonomy places the organism in Eukaryota, Metazoa, Arthropoda, Insecta, Orthoptera, Acrididae. Gene Ontology annotation, molecular function: N-acylneuraminate cytidylyltransferase activity. The coding region runs from base 73 to 711 and encodes 212 amino acids. The record is from RefSeq and is a predicted model, not a curated record.